AGAACUGUAACACUUCGUGCACGUUUUUGUAUAUUUGAUCGUUAUUAUAACGAAGCCUAUUCGUCGAUUAACGAAAGGUCAUCACCGGUGUUGACGCCGCGCAGCCGCGGACUGUUGACCAGUGUAAUUAGCCGAUUUAAAGAACAGCGGCGCGGCUACCCAUUGGAUAAGUACGCACCUACGAUGCUGCGAAUUGAUUCCUUUACGGGCACAGAAGUCGUCAAUAACGAAGAGGUCUGCGCAAUUGAGCAUAGUCCCAAACGCUUGUUCAAGCUUGCAGUAACAGACAAUGUCGAGCAACUGGAGCAAAUUUUCAAUAAACAACGGAACUUGGUCCACAUCAAAAACGAAGCCGGCAAAAGUCUCCUGCAUGUCGUUGCAGAGCAUGGAAAGCCGCUGAUGAUCGAUUUGUUAGUUCAAAAAGGAAUUCCUGUGGAUGUCAAAGACGGCGAAGGUGAAACUAGCCUCCACGUGGCGGCUAUGAAUAAUAACAUGAAAGUGGUGGAGACGCUAAUUGCUCUCAACGCUGACCUUUACGCCAAAAACGCCAUGUUGGAAACGCCGUUACAUGAAGCCGUUCGCUUCGAUGCGUUGGACGCCUUAGAGGCGCUUCUUCGUACCAGUACUCGUGAUAUCAACAUCCCGGGUUGGCACGGACGUACGCCACUCCAUAUUGCGGCUGUACAGGAUUAUCUGGAGUGCUUUAAACUGCUAGUGGCGCAUGGAGCCAAAAUUAAUUUUGGCUGCUUUAGCAAACUGACCGCCAUUCAUGCCGCGUCAGCGCGUGGUUCUAAUAAAGUCUUGAAAUAUCUGCUAACCGAAUUGGGCGAGGAGGAAGCCCACAAUCAAGUGAGCCUUCAAGAUCAGGACAACCAGACCGCCCUGCACUGGGCCGUCAAUAAUGGCCGAUGUGAAACCGUCAAACUUCUUUUGGAACAUGGAGCAGCGUUAGAUUCGCAGAUGUAUGAUAAGUCCACUCCGGUCCAUCUGGCCUGUGCGCAAGGACUCUUGGCUGUUAUUAUGGAAAUGGACCGAUCGGCUACCAAAAGUUUUCAUGCUGUCCUCGAAAAAGAUGCACAAGGAAUGACGCCACUGCACCGUGCUGUCAUGUUCAACCAUACCGAUGUUGUCAGUUUUCUUAUACAAAAGGGCACUUCCAUUGAUGAGGAAGAUAAGGAAGGGCGAACAGCCUUAAUUCUGGCGUCGUCACGGGCAUCGUGGGCAUCCUUAGCACUGCUGUUAGAAGCCGGCGCCAGUCCUAUUAAACGCGACAAGCGAGGAAAGAAUUUCAUGCAUUACAGCAUUAUGCACGGAGGCGCUCCCAAUGUCAAUGAAUUAAUCGGAAACAAAAAGAUGAUUGCUGAGUUACUGGACGACAAGGAUAUGUGGGGAUGUACACCGUUGCACUAUGCCGCGAAGAGCGGUCUGCUGCGCUGCAGUGAUGGUUUAGUGCGACUGGGAGCAUCCAUUCACGCCAAGGAUAAGCAACAGCAGUCACCUUUACAUUUUGCGGCAAAAUACGGACGAUUUAAUACCGUGAAACGCUUGUUGGAAACGUCGCAUGGAUUUAAUAUAAUAAAUGAGCCAGAUAAUCUAGGUUUGACACCGCUGCACCUGGCCGCAAUGAACGGCCACACGCGCGUUGUUAAACUACUGAUGUGUAAGGGAGCGCUUAUUCAUCGAAAUAAUCAGGGUGAGAGUCCAUUACAUCUUGCUUGCGUCGGCGAUUAUCGAGAAACAGUUCAAGUCAUCGUCGUCCAUUAUUCCCAUUUGAUCGACAGCGUGGACAAAAAUGGAAACACUGGUUUACACAAAGCUGCCGAGCACAAUGCGACAAAGGUCAUCGAAGACCUGCUGACGGCGGGAGCCAAGCUUCUCCUAAACCAAUCCAACCAAACGCCCAUCGACGUGGCUAUACAGAAAAAGCAUCAAGAAGCAGCUUCAUGUUUUGUUCUACAUAAACGGUGGGUGGAAAUUCUUACCGUCCCAUCAGCCACUUACGGAUGGCCUGUUUUAGGAUUGAUCGAACAUUUACCGGAAGUAAUGACGGUUGCGCUGGAUCACUCCAUGACGAAAUCAGAGCACCAUCCUUGGUCGAAAAAUUACUACAUCAACUUCAAUUUCAUUCUUCUGGAGCCACCCGGCGUGGAAUUUGUAGAAGAUAAAAAUUCCGCGGAUCCAAAAUCUCCAUUGAAAGCUUUGAACGCAAUGGUUCGCCAUGGCCGCAGUGAACUGCUAUCGCAUCCUGUUUGCACCAGUUACCUGAAUAAAAAAUGGACCAGCUACGGAGUCUGGAUUCACGGUUUUAACAUCGCGCUGUAUUCUGCAUUCCUACUUAUGCUGACCUAUCUGGUGACCACGGGAAUCGAAAAUGAACUCAUCCCCAAACUGAAACAUACGUCAUAUUAUAAUGUCCAUAAUAACACUGCCGAGAGCGCAUCAGCAAAAUUCGACAUGGAAGAUCCGCGAUUCCGUCGCUGGAUGCAACAUAACAAAGAGAGUAUGAUGUCGGCAGCGGCCAGCUACCUGAUCUGCGCAUUCACCAUCAUUAAUAUGCUGAAAGAAAUUGUGCAGUUAUGCCUGCAGGGAAGGAAAUACUUUCUGGAUUAUUCCAACUACGUUGAAUGGUUCUUGUACAUCUUCGCCACAUUCUUCGCGUUCGGUAGCUGUGACAAGACCGAAACCUUUAUGCCCUGGACAGUGCGAUGGCAGUUAGGGGCGGCGGCUAUUUUCCUGGCUUGGUUUAAUAUUAUGCUGUAUUUACAACGAUUCGGUACUAUUGGUGUCUACGUGGUCAUGUUCUUGCACAUACUCCGUUCACUUUUACGCGCUUUCUUUGUCUUCGCGUUCCUGCUUGUGGGGUUCGUGCUGGCAUUCCAGAUUUUGCUGCCGUCGUUUAUAUUUCCCGACGACCAGGAUUAUUACCUGAAACCCGGUCUUGUCAUCGAUGUGAGUACUUUGACGACACCGCAUCGGAAAUUCGGAUACUCAGCUUUGCGGAUUAUAAAUAUGCUUUUGGGAGAGAUUGAUGCUGUGGCCAAUUACAUCACUCCAAUGCAGGAGGGCAUGGUGCAGUUCCCCCACUUGACCUUUAUCUUCAUCGUUUCGUUCAUUGGACUGUCCGUGCUCGUUAUGAAUUUACUGAUUGGUUUAGCGGUUGGUGACAUCGAAUCGGUUCAGCGCAGUGCUACGCUACAGCGCAUGGCCAUGCAGGUUGACCUGCAUACUGGACUGGAAAAAAAUUUACCGAAGUGGUUUUUGAAACGGGUUACCUUUAAGGAAAACACCUACUACCCUAACGGAUGCACCAAGGGAAUAAUGCAAAAGUUCUUCUGCAUUUCCGGUAGCAAUCCGGUUGCUAACUACACUGGCUUCAACACACCCACACCAUGCGAGAAACGAAUGCAGUGCGAACUGGAGAAACAGCGACGCAAACUGCGGGAUGUCCAUGGCAAACUGGAUCAGCAAAGCAAUCUUUUGCGUUUGAUCAUACAAAAGAUGGACAUUCAUGACGAAGCCGAACAACUGGAUGAAGGUGCAAAUGAUCUGCCGCCACCUUAUAAAAAAUAAGUCGAUACUUUUUAGUUGACAUACACGCAGUUAAGUGGUCGUACUUGCAUUCUGAUUCAGCACUACUAUAAUUUUUUGCGUUGUAAACCGAUAUAACUAUUUAGCAAAUCACCUUUCUGCGUUAGAUCAAUCCACCAUGUCAACUUAAAGGUCAAUCGACUAUUCUUAUGUCAAUUCUUCGAGUCUACUUGAUGCAUUAUCAUUAAUUUUAUUUUUAUUUGCCGUAUGUGCAAUUUGCUGAUAAUAUUAUUGUAUUACAUGCGUUGAACGUCGAACUAGUGUCCUGUGUACGUAUUGUACGCUAUAUCUGUACAGUAAGCUGUAUUUUGCUAGCAUUCCCAAAUUAAAACAGUG
Messenger RNA from Paramacrobiotus metropolitanus, 3924 nucleotides. Its product is annotated as transient receptor potential cation channel subfamily A member 1-like. Gene Ontology annotation, cellular component: membrane. Gene Ontology annotation, biological process: transmembrane transport; monoatomic ion transport. The record is from RefSeq and is a predicted model, not a curated record. NCBI's taxonomy places the organism in Eukaryota, Metazoa, Tardigrada, Eutardigrada, Parachela, Macrobiotidae. Gene Ontology annotation, molecular function: monoatomic ion channel activity; protein binding.